CAUAUUGACAGGGCGGACUGUGACCAACACACGACUACAAUGAGGCCUCUCGUCAAAAUGUACCUCGUCCUGUCCUGCUUCGUGGGAUCCACCACUGUCAUGAUGUUACUAAGAUUAAGAAACACACUGAGACAGAACAUGCUGGACAGAAUGACCCGGAUGCAGUUAGAACCACAGUUUGAAGAGGUGCAUGCUGGGAACAGGAAUUACACCACCAAUGGAACGGAAACGGAAAUGGGGAAAAUUCUUUCCUCAAUCGAGCGUGAUUGGACCUUCAACCAUGCAGAACUGAUUGAGUUAAGGACGAAGUUAGCUGCUAUCCACACCCGGGAUGACUUCACCAUGACGCGUAACAACACAGCUCUACACUCGGAGGUGCCUUUCACGUCAGACAGGCGCAGAUACGAAAUCACAGAAGACCUGUACAACAGCCUACCUCAGGAACCACCAGAUUUUCAGACCAAACGCUUCAAGAAUUGCAGUAUAGUUGGAAGCAGUGGAAUCUUAUCCAGGAGUGGGUGUGGACCUCAAAUUGACUCCACCGAGUUUAUAUUUCGGUUCAACAUUCCGCCACUAGUGGAAGAGUACACAGGGGAUGUCGGGAAAAGAACAGACCUUGUAACAUGUAACCGUCAUAGGUUUAACAAGAGAUUGUCCAAUCUAGACUCAUCAAAAGACAGAAAACUUUUCAAAGGAAUCUUGGACGGACAGUUUCCGACUUUAUCCUAUAUUUGGCUUUUCCCCUUUUCCAUCCUCCGCGACGUGAAAAACAUACUUUCAUUUCCGGAUAUAUUGAAGAGAAUAGAGUCCCCCGUCACGGCCGUGUUUAGCAAUCCGAGGUACGUCAUUCGCAGCCACCGAUUCUGGGAGACAAAUGGCGUCAAAGAAAAAAUCAUGACCUCUGGUUUCACCUUCGUAAGCUUUGCGCUAGAAGUUUGUGACGAAGUCCACGUGUACGGCUUCUGGCCGUACUUGGAGGACCGGAGAGGCAACCCGAUUGGCUACCACUACACUGACGACAGGCAUUAUGGGAGAGGGCUAACCACGCGAGGACACAAGAUGCCGCGAGAGUUCGCCAAGCUCCUGGAGCUGUACAAGAAAGGCGUUCUGAGACUAGUGACAGAUAAAUGUUUUGAAUAA
Molecule: messenger RNA, 1140 nt
Organism: Branchiostoma belcheri (Belcher's lancelet)
Lineage: Eukaryota; Metazoa; Chordata; Leptocardii; Amphioxiformes; Branchiostomatidae
Product: alpha-N-acetylneuraminide alpha-2,8-sialyltransferase-like
Exons: 7
Coding region: 40-1140 (366 amino acids)
Biological process (GO): N-glycan processing; oligosaccharide metabolic process
Molecular function (GO): alpha-N-acetylneuraminate alpha-2,8-sialyltransferase activity
Source: RefSeq, a predicted model, not a curated record